This is a messenger RNA of Dermacentor andersoni, 5490 nucleotides long. RefSeq names its product p24 family member logjam (gene loj). Lineage: Eukaryota; Metazoa; Arthropoda; Arachnida; Ixodida; Ixodidae. The record is from RefSeq and is a predicted model, not a curated record.
GACCACAAGCUGUCACAUCGCGGAGUAGUGGAUUGUCUUGCGUGUGCUUUGCGGGAAAGCGGCGGCAAAGUUCAACGAAAUGGGCACGGAACGUCUGUUGACGGCCGCGGUGUUGUUUGCGUGCAUUGCGAUUGAAAUAUCCGCCGAUUCGUACGUGUCGGAGCCUUCGCUAGGCGUCUCGUUUGAAUUCAAGCUCCAUGUGGACGCCGGUAAAGAGGAGUGUUUUUAUCAGAACGUUGAGGCCGGAUCGUCGGUCUACGUGGCCUACCAGGUUCUAAGAGGUGGCGAUGGUCAAGCCGGCUUUGCAGUAAGACACCCCAAUGGCAAUCAUGUACUACCCUAUCAGUGGAGGCCUUCGGCUGAAUAUGAAGAAACAACCUCGACUGGAGGAUACUACGAGCUGUGCAUUGAUAACUCCAUGUCCCACUUUGCUGCCAAGCUUGUCAGCCUCUAUUUCAAUUCCUUCAAGAGGGACAAAUGGGAGUCGUAUGUACAGGAGCUCGAGUCCCUAGGUGUCACAGUGGCCAACUUCACCGACACCUUGCAGAAGGUAGACGGUCAGGUGGGUGAGAUGCUGAAGUACCAGGACCAGAACAGGAGGCACCUAUCACGAGACUGGUACAUUGUGGAUGGCAACAACCGCUACGUCCAGUACUGGUCCCUUGCCCAGUGCAUCGUCAUCAUGGCCACUUCAGCACUGCAGGUGUACUUUGUGCGGAAGCUGUUCGAGGUGAAGAAUGUCACACCGACAUUCAAGCCACGGGCAUGAGCCCGUGACGGUUGAGCCUCUCAUUGUGUGGGAACAUGGUACGUGACGUACAUUGGCUCCUCUCAACGUGGUCAGCAGCCAGUUCCAUGCGUUUCUUUCCGUUGCUGGCAUCGUAACAUAACAGACGAGAAAGCUUUUUUAGAGCGAGUGACUUGUCUGCCUUGGCUAAAAUUUUUCAGUCGUGUGCAUCUCGGAAUAUACCAAAUGAAGGGACCCUUCUGGCGGGAAAGAGUGGAAAGGCUAUUGGCCUCGUGCUCCUACUCGUCAUUUUUAUACAAGACAUCGCGCAACCUCGUGUUGAACUAAACUGAAAAGGCAAACGGUGUGCGUAUGUGUGUGCCGAGUCGACACGACCUGUUACCCUUUAGGUUGUCUUGUGUGUGCUUGUGUGUGUUUGAAAAGUCUGCAAAAGUUAGUGUGAGUGCUAACUUUUAGAUCUUGUGGUUCUUAAUGCUAACACUUUAAAGAACCACAAAAUCGCGCCGCUUGUGGUUCUUAAAGCGAGCAACAUCAGCGAAGAAUCCGGACCAUAUUUUUUGUAUGCGCCACUUGCUCCCUGUACACCAAAGCAUGUGCAAUGAGAAGUGAUGGUCUAUACCAGCCCCCCACACUCUUGGAUGUUGCUCUGCUCGAUUUGCUAUUUUGACUUCCGAGAACAGAGGGCAGUGCUUAUCCUUGACUGAAGUACUAGUCUCCCCGCUUCACUUACUCUUCUCCGUGAUUUGAUUCCCACAAUGAGAUGUUCCAUCAUCACUGAAGGACUCCACCAAUCAAGUGCCUUUGAUGAGGCACUGAAAGUGACAUCUAAUGAAGUUACAGCUCAGAAAUUCGUGAAGAUUGUUAGCAAAGCACAGAGACUUACAUCAAGUUGGGGGUCGGCUCUGUUCUGAACACCCAAACGCCGAGGCAUGGCAUCAAGUGGAGGAAAGUCAUAGCACACGAGCGCAUGCGGCCAGGCUUGGAACUUUUCUUUUAGAUCGAGCAGUGGUAAACUUCCUUUUUCCUUGAUGCAACUUACGCUUUUUGCUACAUUGUUCCAGAGAGCAUGAAACCGAGUUGCAGAAAUGAGUAGUUCCUGGGAUCUCGCAAGUGUUGUCCAGUUAUCUCAGCGUGGCGAGUGGUUCUCAAUAUGUCAUGGCGCGGCUUCAACGCACUUUGCUGCCUGGUUUAUUGAGAGGCAAGAUUUUCACGACUAAUGCGCGGUGUAGAUUUACCCUGUAGACGAGCAAAAGAUGCGUAACAGCGAGCUUCCAUAAUACCCGAAAAUGGUGGAUAUUUAAGUGCACCAUUUUCUUCUAAAUGUUCACUGUCUCACCCGUACAUAUUAUUAGAGCUAUGUUAACUCCAUACCUGCCUAAAUAUAUUCACAACAAGAUGGACCAGAAUUUUAGAAACAGAAGACACUCAUGAGCUCAGGUAGUAUUAGUCUGGACAGGUCUUCUGUAAAUCGCUAUGGAUGUUCACGUUCACUUUGUUGAGAAAGAAGUUGGGCUAAAUCAUAAUGCACUCUGUUCCUUGUCCUGUCUGUCAACGAUCUGUCUGCGUCAGUCUUUUCUAUAGACGCUUUGCGCUUCUGGAAUACCACAAACAUUUUAAAGUUUUACCAUGAGAACCAGCAUGGUAAGCCAGAAAAGAGGAAAAAAAAAGGGAUGGUGACACAGCCUUGAUAUUUCCACAAACUACAUUGUAAACUGUGACAGCGCCUCUGCAGUUCUGUCUAAUCAUUUAUCGAUGAACAAGGAUUGCAUUGCAUAUUAAAAGAACCAAAGGCUAGACUUACAAAGCUUUGACAGUGUUUCAUAUGUAAAAAUGACUCAAAGUGUGCAAAAAUACUUUGGGAAUUCCGUGGCAUCCGUGGCAAAUUCCGUGCUGGCUCUGUGCUUUACAAGCAAAAUUAAAAAAUGGAAACAUUGGUGCGCAUUUUAUCCAUUAGUUACAAAAUGUUUUUUUUUUUUUUGCCAAAUAAACGUAAUAUUUAGACUCAAGAAUGCUUUGCCAGGCUGAAAUGAUUUAGUGUUAGCCUUUAGUGUCCCUUUCUGCGGGAUACUCCUUAAGAGGAAGCUUUAGCUCGGUAGCUCCCAUCUAAGUACGAGGGACGAAGUAAGUUUUGUCAUUUUUUCGAAAGAGAAGAUGGUACACAGGGUGAAACAAACAAUCGCCAUAAGAAUCCACGCCGGCAGACCGGCAUGCCCGAGGUUACAAGAGUAGAAAUCACGAUGGCAGACAGACGUGUGCUGACAACGUAGUCGCCAAUGGAAGUGUGUGCUGUUAUCCAGUAUGUAUGGGCACCUGUUCCCUGCACUGAAAGCCUGACUAUUGGGACGUCACUUCCAAAACUAUGCUGAGGUGGAGCAGGAUGUGUGACAAUUCCUUACAUCGCAGGGCACCGAGUUUUACCGGAGCGGUUUCUUCAAACGGAUUGCACGCUACGACAAAUAUCUCAAAGUUGGUGGCGACUAUGUGCAAAGAUAGUGCAAGGUGUAUAGUUUAUAAUGCCAUGGUGUUUUUAUUUUUUUUGCAAUAAAGUUUUCGCGUGAAAACAAAUGAGGGAACUUACUUUCAGAAAGUUCCUCUUACAUGGGAGCUGAGAAGUUUUUCUCAGCAAUAAAAGAUGAUAUCGCAAUUCUGUAAACUGCACCUAAUACUAUUGCAUGUAAAGCGGACACAACUGAUGUAACACGUUGCUUUGAAGUAUGCCGCUAAUUUAAAAGUAGGACUUUUGCGGAACCCUCGUAAACAUUGUAACAAUUUUACGUAAGCGUUCAUACAUCAAAUUUGUCUGCUCUAAAUGCUCCAACAGGUGUAGUUUACUAAGUUGCAAUAUCUGUUUUUGGUGCAGAGUCAAUGGAUUUGUAAGCGUCAUGUUUCAAUUUUUUUUAUUUACUGAUUUUUGAUAAUUCUUUAGAAAGCUUGAGGUCCUAAAUCAAGAUCUUGCUUCCUAUAGUAGCUAUAAUUUGACUUUCUUCCUUGAAAACAACAAAUUUCAUUCAAGUUAUUCCAGCAGUUGUCAUCUCGUAGUAGCAUUUCUGAAUUUCACCUGUAAUUUGAAUACGAAAAUUGGAGUUGGCUCCGAGAUGUAGAUUCCUCUUAAACUUUAAAAGCUGCAUAUUAACUGUGGUGCAGCUUGGCCUCUAUUGGACCACGACCCGUCAGCAAAUGCACAGAACAGUUGUAAAACAGGGAGGCCUCCUCGAUCAGUGCCAAAGGUACAUGUUUUUUGGGCUAUAUAAUUCCAAGCAGGAUUGAUGUCUGCCAAACCAAUACAGGCCCUUCUUGGCAUUUUAGAAACGUGUUACCCAAGCUCAAAGAAAUAGUUUCAUAUUUUUAUGUUACCUUUAUUUUUUUCUUUAAGCACACUAGCUUCUACAUGAAAAGGCUUCUACCGAAAACAGAUUGUGGUACAAUGAACGCUUCCAACUGUCUGACAUGCCAACAAUGCUUUGCAUCCAACAACUUCUGUAAAACAUGCGUUUUUGUAUUCCCCCCCUCCUCCUGGCUUCCAUCUUUUUAGUUUUUAGGUGACGGAUAUCUUAUAGAUGCUGCACUAUACGUCUGUCUGCAUUCUGCACUGAUGGUGAUAGCUUUUUGAGAUCACGCUGUCCUGGCUAGACCUAUUGGCGCUGCACCUAAAUUACGUGGUCAGGUGCAGCAAUGCAUGUCGGGUAUGUUUGAUGAUCGCAAGUUGUUAUACUGAGGCAUUUGCCACUGCAGUCAUCUUAUUGCACGUGAUUUCGCAGAACUGAGUGAUCAGAUGCACAUCAUUAAGCUGGAUUCUGUGAUUAAAAAUACAUGUUAAGGAACUUUCUGGUUCGGUUUAUCAUAGGUUCAGCAUGCUUCUGCUAUGGUGAAUUAUGAACAGAUUUCAAAGGUCUCUCUAUUUUUGUCUAAGGGCGUACAAUCUACUGACAUGGACAAAUGAAGCCCUAACAGGAAAAUUCAAAAUCAGAAGAUUGCAUUUGAGGUCGGGGACAUAUUAAUGAGUUUGGUUGGAACUUCGACAUGCGAUGGGACUAUUGUCUGUGAUGGAGAAGGCGUUCAACCUAUGUAUGGAAAUCCUUCAAAGAAAUUUUGGCAUGUUUAAAAUUCGUCUUCGGAUUUUCCUGUUUGUGUUUCCUUUGUCCAGGACGGUACUGUGAGCUGGCGAAAGCCCAAUUGUGUGAAACUCAUGUUUGACAAGCUGCAUUUGAAUCUCAAAUGCAUCGAUGCAGGCAUGUAUUCAUUGCUCAGUUUACUGUUACUUGUUUAUUUUCGUAUUUCUUGAGGAUUUGUAACACUGCUGCAGUGUUCUAAACGUACUGAACAAUUUUACUAUAUAUAUAUAUAUAUAUAUGCCUGUUUUGUGUGCGUAUGUGCUGUAUUGGAGUUGAUUUUGGUAAUGAAACUGGGCCAAUCUUGAGAGACUACACCAAUGACUAUGUGCAUGAUGUUUUUGCAACACCGAUUUCAGCACUGUUAUGUUGUUCAACGUGGAUGCUGUACAACACUGCCUGUUCGAAUAUUGAUUUUUUUUAAGCACUUCAUUCCUUUUUUGGACUCUAUUGUUUUUGAGGUUGUACAUCCCAGUUGUGUUGACUGAAACUCAUUUCAAGGGGUCUUCUGUUGGUUCCUAUGCCAGAAUUGUGUGAAUGAGCACACCAAACUGCAUGUGCUGGUGUGUUGAAAAAUGUGAGACAUGUCUGAGGUAUGAAUGUGCAAUAAAUGUGAUCUUUCAUUGCCUCUCA